This is a messenger RNA of Gossypium raimondii (Peruvian cotton), 3188 nucleotides long. Its product is annotated as myosin-binding protein 1. Gene Ontology annotation, molecular function: myosin binding. The record is from RefSeq and is a predicted model, not a curated record. Lineage: Eukaryota; Viridiplantae; Streptophyta; Magnoliopsida; Malvales; Malvaceae. The transcript is spliced from 4 exons. Bases 360 to 2780 code for a protein of 806 amino acids.
UUUGUUGUUACCUGUUCUUUUUUUUUUUUUUAAUUCUUAUAUAUAAAACUACUUCAACUUUUGUUUUCUUUCGUUUCAAUAACUGUUAGAUGAGUUUCAUUAGACGAUUUCUCCUCUGAAUUUUCAGUAAUUCCUUUUUUUUUCUCUAUUGGUUUUCUUCCUUGAGUUUCUCGCACACAGAUCAGCUUUCUCUUUUCUACAACUUGUAAAAGUUUCUUUUUUGGCCUUGGAAAUAUCAUAGUUUGACCUGCAUCUUUGAAUCUAGCCUUGGAUUAUUGAUUUCAUUUUGGGAGUUUUGGACUUCGAUUUAUUUGAAGCAGUUCAUUAUCUUGUUCUAAGGUCGCAUAAUCUUCUAGAAGAUGGGUAGAGGGGGUACUUCAUCUGCUAACACGGGGAGAAUUUCCCGUCGGUUUAGUACGGCCUUAUCAUCAGCCUUUUUUGAAUGGCUGUUGCUUUUUAUGCUCUUCAUUGAUGCUAUAGUUUCAUACCUAAUAAAAAAAUUUGCUCAUAAAUGCAAAUUGCGAACCCCGUGUAUGCUAUGCUCAAGACUUGAUCAUGUUUUUGGCAAAGAAAAACGGAAGUUUUAUAUGGAUCUUGUAUGUAAUGAUCAUAAGUUGGAGAUUUCAUCCUUAGUUUACUGUCAUGCUCACAACAAGCUUGUUGAUGUUCAUGGAAUGUGCGAAAGUUGCCUUUUCUCAUUUGCUACAAUGAAUAAGUCUAAUGCCGAAACCUAUCGGUUAUUGGUCGGAAAGUUGGGGGAUUUUGAUUGUGGUCUUGAGGAGGAUCCCUCACUUGGGAAUCAUAAACUUGGAUGUUCAACUAAAAGACACUGUUCUUGUUGCAAUGAGCCAUGGAUGCCAAGAGAGUAUGUCAAAACAUCGAUUCAGACUCGAUCGGCUGUGUUUCCGGAUACUAAAUUUGAUCUACCUUUACCGGUUUCUGUAGAACAUGGUCAUGAUGAGCAGAACAGAAGUAGCGAUGUGUCUGUUUGGUUUCAAGCUACACAUCAGAGAAAAAAUCAGCCUGAUCCUUUAUCUCAUGUAGUAUAUUCGGAGCUUCAGAUUGAUUCGGAGUCAGAAUCUGAAGUGAAAAACGAUGCUGGCGGUGAGGACGAUGGCAUAAUUAUCCAAACUCAUCAUCUAAAACAAGAUCUUGUUGAUCAACACGUGCAGCCAGAGUCUCAAACUUUUACUUUAUCUGACAAUUUUGCUUCAGAGAAAUUCAUGGAUCCUGUUUCUGCACUUAAGCCUUCAAUAUUCAUUUCACAAUCAGAAUCAGAAUCAGAAUCAGAAUCAGCCAUCAUUGAGCCUCUUGGCACUAUACCGGCGGAAUCUACUGAUUUGAAACAACAUGGCUUGGAGGAACUUAAUUGGGAGCAAGCCAGUACCAAAAUCGAGCCAUCCGCUUCUUCUAAGCUUAUUUCUAUUGAUGAUGUCCCUUUAUCAUCGAUGGACAAGGAAGCUUCUAUUGAUGUGUCAACAGAAAUGAAUCUUAGUUCCAUUGAUAAGGUCUCCCCAUGGUCGAAUGCUGGUGAAAUUCCUAAUCAAGGGUCGGAAGAUAGUAAGCUUAUUUCCCUUGAUUUUCUUUCUUCGUCUCCAAUCGACAAUGAAACUCUGGUUGAAGUACCAAAGGAAAGCAAGAACAUUUCCGUCGACAAUGUUUCUCCAUCAAAUGUUGCUGCAUCUUCCGUCAAAGAAUCAAAAGAGAGUAGUGUCAUAGAAACUCCUGAAGUUGAGAAGAUAUCUGAGGCAAAGUGUGAAGAAAUCCACGUAUCGGCAGAACAGCCACUUCCACUACCUGAAUCACUGGUGGAAGAAAACCGUGUCAUAAAUGGGAAAAGCAUCCAAGCGAUCAAUUCAUUGGACCUAAGCGAUGCUUAUAAGCUAGCUGUAGGUAGUAAAGGUAGACAGUUAUCUGGUUUGCUUGUUGAACAAUGGAUUGGAAGAGAUUCUUCUAGACUUAGUGAAGAUUUAAAGGUCUUAUUGUCGCAAUUAUCUUCUCGAGGGAUGGAGCAAUUGAUGAGUGAUGUAAGUCCUAGGAUCGCUGCAAGUCCGAGGAUUGUUGUAAGUCCAAGGAUAUCUAUAAACAGUGAUGAUUUAAAAGCCUCAGAUUCUUCUGCAUUUAAUGGAAUUGAGAUACUUCAAAGGAGGGUCUCAUUGGAGAGAAAUGAGUCUGGUUUAUCAUUAGAUGGAAGCAUUGUUAGCGAAAUCGAAGGUGAAAGCGUGGUUGAUCGGCUAAAACGACAGGUUGAGCAUGACAGGAAACUAUUGAGUGCUUUGUAUAAGGAAUUGGAAGAAGAAAGAAACGCGUCUGCAGUCUCUACAAAUCAAGCGAUGGCCAUGAUUACUCGACUGCAGGAAGAGAAGGCAACGCUGCAAAUGGAAGCCUUGCAGCACCUGAGAAUGAUGGAAGAACAAGCCGAGUACGAUAUGGAAGCACUGCAAAACACAAACGACCUUCUUGCGGAGAAAGAGAAAGAGAUUCAAGAUCUAGAAGCCGAGCUAGAGUUUUACAGGUUGAAGUUCCCCAAUGAAUUCAUGCCGGAGGACAUAGUGAAGUCGGCAUACAAUUUGCAAGUAACACGGGACACAAUGGAUCAUUUAGAAGCUAAUAGUAUUGAAGAAAAGGCAAUCUUACAUACAGAUACAGUUACCGAAAAGCCGAACAUCGGCUCCACAGCUGAAGAAACAUAUCAAUCAUUUGAGGACACAAACAAAGUCACCAUGAAGAAUCCAUUGUCUGAACAUGAACAUGGGUACCAACAAGAACUCAUUCCUUGAGGCUUUAUUUACAAACACUACAAAGAUGCCUGCAAGAGAUGCUACUGGCCAUGAAUUGUAAAGUAUUCCAGAGAUUGUUUUCUCCUUAGAACAUAAUAAUAUAGGACAUGAUUUUAAAACAUUAUUGCAGAGGUUGUGUGACAUGUUCAUGUCAUGUCUGUGUGUAAAUUGCUAGCUGACAUGUUUUGCAUACCAUCAAAAUUGGAGUUGGUGAGAUUAUUUCUCUUGGUAAUCUAAGUUUGCAGUACAUUUUUUUCUUGAUUUUUCUUUUUGCAUUUUUUAAGUUAAAAUUAGUGGAUUGAUUUGAGUGAUUGCAUUUUGUGAAAGGGUUUGCUGUUUAAGUGUAAAUUUAAGGGAUGUAAAUUAAAAUAGAUAAGCAAUUCCAAGUUUGCUUUUGAUUGGUUUUUA